Cryptococcus amylolentus CBS 6039 is the source of this 857-nucleotide messenger RNA. RefSeq lists its product as hypothetical. The record is from RefSeq and is a predicted model, not a curated record. NCBI's taxonomy places the organism in Eukaryota, Fungi, Basidiomycota, Tremellomycetes, Tremellales, Cryptococcaceae. The transcript has a single exon. Bases 122 to 763 code for a protein of 213 amino acids.
UGGAACCCUUUGAAAGGAGAUUAUGCGUUUGCGAUUGCUGUGAGUACUGCUCGCCAGAUGGGGAAUGGAGUUGACAAGGUAUUAGAUUCGGUAUCUUAUUCUCGUAUCUCAAGCACUCGUCAUGGUGUCUCCCAUGAUCCCGGGUGAUGUGGUUGACGGGAUGCGAUCAUGGCUUGGCGUGCAGGUGGAAUGGAUGAAGACGUCCGAGCAAGGGGAGUGGGCAAAGAACUAUGGUGAUAACAAAACCCUCUGGUAUCAUGCUAUUGUAAACGCGCCAUUUUCCGACCGUAUAACGCUGACGAUCGUACAGAUCGCGUCCCACUUAUCUGUGACAGAGGCUGAGGAAGGUGCCAAGAGAUAUGCCGACGAACUUGUUGGCCAGUGGCGAGCCCAGUACCCUACUGCAGAAACGUUCUUCGCCCGAGAUCUCAGGCGCACCCGACCCCGCCACUAUGCCCUAUUUGCUCUUCAGCCCCUGUUCAUCCUUGCUCGGCUGACCGGCCAAUCGUCUUCACCCACUUACUCUCCAACUCUCCUUCAGUAUCUGACCGAGUUGGUAGACUUGCUUUCCCAUAUCGAGCCAGGAGCGAUGGAGCGCCCGUUGGAGGAUGAAGGAGGCCGCUACGAGGCUGUUUCGGCGUGGUAUCAGAAGAUGCUGAGCAGUAUGAAGGGUCACGGGGAGGGAUGGGAAGAUGAGCCUGAUGGAAAUGGGUGGGAAGGUGGGUGGCAGGAGAGGGCGAAAGUCUCUUGGGGAUUUGUAUAGCCUCUCGUCAUCGUCUGUUGUACAGGGGUGCUCUUUAUGCGAGGCGCAGAGCAAUAUCUCGUAUGCAGUCUGAUACCAGCCGUCUAGCUGGUCG